Messenger RNA from Helianthus annuus (common sunflower), 2451 nucleotides. Its product is annotated as protein PHOSPHATE STARVATION RESPONSE 2. Gene Ontology annotation, molecular function: DNA binding; DNA-binding transcription factor activity. Bases 1090 to 2208 code for a protein of 372 amino acids. NCBI's taxonomy places the organism in Eukaryota, Viridiplantae, Streptophyta, Magnoliopsida, Asterales, Asteraceae. The record is from RefSeq and is a predicted model, not a curated record. The transcript has 7 exons.
UUUUUCAAUUAUUAUAAAAAUACACACAAAAUUAAAAAAAAGGCUAGCCACCUAUAGCCUAGCCAACCCAGCUAAUGAGAGCCGGCCACGGAAGACCGCUAGGCCCGCCCAACGCCCGGGCUGAAACCCCUGCCGCCGGGGUGGUGACUUGGGCGUUUGUACCUAACCCACGCCCCAACCCCCGCCCCAUACCAUACUCUUAAAACGGUAACUUUUCCUUUUGGCUUUCAUAUGAGAUUUUCUAGAUCAAAAGUGUGCUCCUUUCAACCUUCCUCACUUUAGGUACAUCUUCUUUUUACAUAAAAUAGAAAAUUAGUUCAGAUUUAUUAAAAUAUGUUACUAUACUACUAAAAACAUUAACUAAAAUAGGAUUUGUACAAAUCAAGUUAUAUUUUUAUACAUUUACCUUGAAAUAAAAACAACUUCUAAUUUGUAUUCAUUUAUAGCUCAAGUACCACCACUUGAUUCAGUUCUCACUCUAACACACCUAAAGAUCUGCUUAUUCGUACUUACUUUAUUGAAUAUGUGCUCUGGAAUAAAAUGAAAAUUAUGAACAUGAAUAUGAAUAUAUGCCAAAAUUUACCCCUUAUAUAUUUUUUCAAAAAAAAAAUGAGAUGCUUGGCUCUUAUAUUCUCUUAUUAUCUAAUAAGUUAAAAUUAAUUAAAUCAAGUUUUCGCAAUCAUAGAUAUAUCUGCUCUGAGUCUGAAUCUGCCGUGUUAUUUUUUAUGUAUAAGUUAAUAAUAUUACAAGCUAUAUUAAUACAAUACAAUCGCGAAUAAAAUAAUACACCCGGUCCGCUAUAUUCUCUUCAUUUUUAUAGAUAACACAUUAUGCAAAAGACAGAAUUUUUAUAUUUUCUAUUCAGGCAAAAGAAUUUUUUUUUAAACCAUUUUAUUGAAUUUUUAAAUAAAUUGGAAUCAUCGAAAGAUGAAUGGAUGCUGAUUUGUAUUCUCACAAGGAAUAAUAUAUAUAAAGUGACUUCCAUUGUCUUCAUAAUAUAAUUGCAUACUCUUUUCCAGCUUUUUUGUUUUUGAUCUAUAAAUUUGUGCAAGUUUUGAUCUGGAAAAAGCUUUUUGUUGUUGUGUUUUUAUGUUUAGAGAAAGAAUGAAUACUUUGAAGAUUGGUUGUAACCAUGAAAUGGUUUACAAACAUCAACAUCAGCCAUGGCAAGUUGGAAUUACCAUUUUGCCCUCAGAAGUUGUCAACCAACAAGAAGAUCAACAGCAACAACAGAUGACAAGUUAUAGACAACAAACUCCAUCUUGUAGUAAAACUAUCAUGGAACAGAUUGGAUCACCAGCUUCUGCGCUUUUAGCAACCGAACGAUAUUUAGGGUUUUCGCAAAAUGGUGUUCAUCAAUCUUUUAAUGAGGAUGCUGAUGUUCUAUCUGUACCCCAGAUGAAGUUUAAUCAUUUUAUGCACCCUAAAGAAAAUGGGCACUUCAGUUCUUAUGAUAGAUCAUACAAGAUGAGAUGCAACAAUCAAACUGAAAAAGAUCAGAUUAGAGAGCUAAAAAGAAAAUUGCUUGAUGAAUCUGAUGUUUGUGAUUGGAAACAAUCAUCACCCACUGUUUGUUACGAUGGAAAUCCGGAUCUUGGUGGGCAUUUUGGUCAUUCUACACAAGCUUCGGGUCAAGUUUCAGUCAACUGUACAAAUCAAGGAAGUGUUGUCCCAAGUAAAACACGAAUUAGAUGGACACAAGAUCUCCAUGAUCGAUUUGUGGAGUGUGUGAAUUGCUUAGGUGGUGCCGAAAAAGCGACGCCAAAGGCGAUAUUGAAGUUGAUGGACUCGGAAGGAUUAACAAUCUUUCAUGUCAAAAGUCAUUUACAGAAAUACAGAAUAGCAAAAUACAUACCGGAAUCCGCAAAAGCAAAUUCUGAGAAGAAAACCGGCAUGGAUACCAUAUCACAUAUUGAAAAUAUAACUGGGAUGCAAUUUAAGGAUGCUCUACAAAUGCAACUUGCAGUACAGAGGCAACUUCAUGAUCAACUAGAGAUUCAAAGGAACUUACAGUUGAGAAUAGAAGAACAAGCAAAGCAGCUAAAGAAGAUGUUUGAUCAACAUCAACAACAAAAAGCAAAUAAAUCUGAGAAUUCGGAGAUCACAUUUCCGCAUGAUGAUCACCAUUCGACGAAUCUUGAUGAUGAUGAGAUUUUGAAUUUUGAAGAUGAUUACGAAAAUACCUUUUCCACAUCCAAGAUGAGCUAGAUUUCCAUAAAAAAAAAUGCUCAAACCUUUUUGAUCAAAUAUCCAUUUGUGUUUAAGAGUUGUUGGAAAACACAUGAUUGCGCAGUUACAUGAUUAACAAAAGGAGUAUUUGUAGAUGAUCAAGACAAGGGCUUUUUGUGAAUGGACUUCAAAUUCUUAGAUGUAAAAAUGUGUGGAUGUAUUUGACAUUAGUGUUAUCUUGUGUAGAAAUAAAGACCCAACAAAUAAAUAAGAAUUAUGCAA